UUUGGGAAUGCUUUAAUCCUUAAAACUGGAGGGAGAUCUUUUGAACUUUACAUUAAUUGAUAUAAUUACAGAGAUUAAAGUUCACUAAUAAAGAUGACCGAGAAUCAUGACCAAAUCUGGGGGGCGGUUAACCUUGACUAACAUGUCUGCCGACAACAGCCAAGAUGAGUCAGAUGGGGAUCCUCCAAUGGGGUCCUUUGUUGCCGUCACUUCUACCGUCAGAUUUCGAAACUUGAGGAAACAUCACCUCAAACGCAAUCCGCAGGUGAAGGCAUUUGAGCGAAGGUACACGGAACUGGGUCCGCAAUUGAUUCCAGAGCAGAAACGUAUAGACUACGUACUUGUUCAUAAAAACAAGUACUCCAAUGAUUACCAAGAUGACGAAGAAAAGCAAGAGGAGUUACGGAAAAAGGAGGAAAAGAGAGAUCGGUUUGAGUCAGCCCUGGCAAAAGAGGGGUUCGAUAUUCAAAAGGAAGUCAUCGGGGAAAAUGUAUUUGUGAAAUUACACUGUCCCUUCAAACGACUUUGUGCAGAGGCAGAAAUGGUUAAAAUGGAAAUGCCAUUACAUGGGUGUGCAAAUUAUCCAGAGGAAGCACAGAACUGCAUCAGUAAAUUUUUUGAGACAUAUUUUGAGACAGAUAAUGAAAUGGAUUAUGUGAGUGCCCCAUUUAUGAUGGAUAAAAUAAACCUGUAUGAAGGAUAUGAAGAUCCCACUCAUUUUUUCCGUCCAGCCAUUCGUUCAAUGCUGGUGGAUCACAUUCUCAUAAACAUUGAUAUCAGAACCAAGGAUGAAAAGAAAGAUAAAGCCGGCACAAAGAAAGUGAAAG
Messenger RNA from Saccostrea cuccullata (small rock oyster), 827 nucleotides. RefSeq lists its product as uncharacterized. The annotation marks the transcript as partial. The record is from RefSeq and is a predicted model, not a curated record. The transcript has 5 exons. Gene Ontology annotation, cellular component: plasma membrane. Gene Ontology annotation, molecular function: protein dimerization activity; chloride channel activity. Lineage: Eukaryota; Metazoa; Mollusca; Bivalvia; Ostreida; Ostreidae. Gene Ontology annotation, biological process: chloride transmembrane transport.